Messenger RNA from Prosopis cineraria, 2191 nucleotides. RefSeq names its product fatty acid amide hydrolase-like. Gene Ontology annotation, molecular function: catalytic activity. Bases 121 to 1935 code for a protein of 604 amino acids. The record is from RefSeq and is a predicted model, not a curated record. The transcript is spliced from 19 exons. NCBI's taxonomy places the organism in Eukaryota, Viridiplantae, Streptophyta, Magnoliopsida, Fabales, Fabaceae.
UCCGCCUACUCUUUCUCUGAUCUUUUCUUCUUCUUCCUUCUUCCUCUAUUUCCUUUUUAAGUAGAAACCAACGUUUCCCUCUCUGCUCAUUUGUCACUUCCCAAGUACAUCCCGGUUCUGAUGGGUCUGCUCAAAGCUAAACCUCUUGUUUACAGACCCGUGAAAGAUGUUGAUUUGGGACCCCAUAGUGAUGAAUUCUAUCUUCAGGCCAAUGUCAAAGCUCCUCGCAUGACUGGAAUUUUGGUCAAAAUUUUCGCUAGGCUCAUGGAGAUUCCAUUACUUGGAACCCUUUUACUGUACAUCUUGAAAGGAAACAAUCUCAUUCACAAGCUUAUUACACAUGCAGAACUGGAAGAGCCUCCUCUCUUUGUUCCCUUGCAUCCUUUUGAAGAUCCUAAAGAACAAGAAGUAAAAUGCCUAGAAUCUGAUUUAUCUCCAGUACGGCAAGUUCAACUUGCAACAGAAUGCUUGCCUGCUAUAUAUUCAGAAAAGAAGCCUUCGUUCUUUCGAUGGACAAUAAUGGACUACCACAGAGCCUACAAUUCAGGAGAUACAACUCCAUUUAUGGUUGCAGAACGAUUUAUAGCUGCUGUUAGUCAAUCAGCAAACCCCCCUUACCAGAUGGCAUUCUUUAUUGACUCAAAUAAUGAAGACAUACUAAGACAAGCAAAGGAAUCUACUCUUAGAUAUGAAAGAGGAGAACCUAUUUCUGUGCUUGAUGGUGUUCCUGUUGCUGUCAAGGAUGAAAUAGACUGCUUGCCGUAUCCAACCACAGGAGGAACAAAGUGGCUGCACAAAGAAAGGUCUUGUAAAGAUGAUGCUUGUUGUGUUAAGCGUCUAAGAUUAUGUGGAGCCAUAAUUGUUGGAAAAACCAAUAUGCAUGAACUUGGGGCUGGAACUAGUGGCAUUAAUCCACAUUAUGGCGCUACUAGAAAUCCGUACAACCUCACCAAGAUUGCAGGAGGUUCUUCAAGUGGAUCUGCAGCAGUUGUGUCUGCAGGACUUUGCCCUGUUGCCCUUGGUGUUGAUGGAGGAGGAUCUGUGAGAAUGCCUGCAGCUCUUUGUGGAGUUGUUGGUCUGAAACCAACUUUUGGUCGUGUACCUCAUUCUGGAGUUCUUCCUCUGAACUGGACAGUGGGGAUGGUAGGAAUACUAGCAGGCACUGUUGAAGAUGCAUUGAUAGUUUAUGCUGCAAUCAGUGGUGAAAUUCCGUCUCAUCAAUCCUCGAACAUCCCAGUGCAUCUUCCAUUGCUGGGCCUGACAAAGUCCAUAUCUAAAAUCAAGUUGGCGAAAUAUGGGAAGUGGUUUGAUGAUUGCAGUGAUGAAGUAAGAUUAUGCUGCUCUCAAGCUUUGAACAAGCUUCAGGAACAUUAUGGUUGGCAGACUUUAGAAGUGACCAUACCAGAGAUAGAAGUGAUGAGGCUGGCACAUUAUUUAACAAUUGGAUCUGAGUGUAGCACGUGGCUUGAUUCGAUACGAGAAAAAUAUGUUGCAGAACAAGGAUGGGAUGCAAGAGUAGCUCUCAACAUCUACGGUGCUUUCAGCAGCAAGGAGUAUGUAAAAGCUCAAAAAAUUAGGAAUCGCCAGUUACAGUUUCAUAAGAAGAUAUUUACUGAGGCAGAUGUUAUCGUCUCACCAACCACAGGUGUGACUGCGUAUUCCAUCCAAGAUGAUGCCCUCAAGACUGGUGAGCUUGACUACGUCAAUGGAGCUGCACUAAUUAGAUAUUCCAUAGCUGGAAACUUUCUGGGACUUCCUGCAGUGACUGUUUCAGUUGGGUAUGAUAAAUUGGGUUUGCCUAUUGGUCUUCAGUUUAUUGGAAGGCCUUGGUCAGAAGCAACAAUUAUUCACUUGGCAUUUGCAAUGCAGGCCAUUUGCGAGUCAGAGCAGAGAAAGCCAGAGGUUUUCUACAAUCUGCUAAGCAAAGAUGGAUAGGGUGUGGCAUAUCAGAAGAAGGAAGUAAUGUAAAUUACGUUGCAUGUUCUUUGAAGCUGACACAAGCAGAGCCUUGUUUCUCAUGGGAUUCUUCUGCUUGUUUAUUUCCCUUCCUGAGGGAAGUUUCUGUUUACAAGGAUUGGCUUUUUAGAAAUUUUUUGGGCUUAUUUAUCAGAUCAGCUGAGGAACAUGAAGUUUUGAUUUGAAAGAGAAAUUAAAAAAAGGGACCAAUGGAGAUCAUGCAUUUGCCUUGAAA